GCAGCAGAACACGCUCACACACUGAGCUCCUUAAUGCAGUGUUUCUGUAACUGUGCUGCUGGGUUUUUACUGCAUUUCCAGACCAGACCAAGUCCUAUGGAUCUCGCUUGCUUUCUGGACGCUGCAACAACAAACAUCACUCAUACUGGAGUCAACAGCUUUGAUAUGGAGAUCAAAAACCGAGAGGCGACUAGACAGAAAAGGAGAAAAGCGUCAUCCUAAAACGCUAAAGGACAAAACAAAAGACAAGAGUAAAAAAAACCAAAACAACAACUUAAAAAUAACGUUAUCUGACGUUCCAGGAAUGUUGCCAGUCAUCUUUGCCUAGUAAGAAAAAGAAGGAAAAGUUGAAAGUUGACGGAUUCAUUUGUUUACUGAACGUCGGGAGCUAAACCAGAAACACUUUCCAAACUCAUUCGUGGAAAAUGGGGGAGCAGCCUCUCUUUAGCACAAAGGCACACGUCUUCCAGAUUGAUCCGACCACUAAGCGCAACUGGAUUCCUGCCAGCAAGCAUGCCGUCACUGUGUCAUUCUUCUAUGAUGCCAGCAGGACUGUGUAUCGCAUCAUCAGUGUAGGAGGCACAAAGGCAAUUAUAAACAGCACCGUAACACCUAAUAUGACCUUCACCAAGACUUCACAGAAAUUUGGGCAGUGGGCAGACAGCAGAGCAAACACUGUGUAUGGGUUAGGCUUCUCUUCAGAGCAGCAUCUUCAACAGUUUUCAGAACAGUUCAAAGAAGUCAAGGAAGCUGCACGUCUCAUGAGGGAGAAAUCUCAAGAGAAGUUUGAGCUGAUCAGUCCUGGUUUAAACAUCGCUCCUCUACAGGCUCUGUCUGAAGAUCGGCACUCUCCAACCGCGCUUCUGUGUGUAAACGGCUCCGGGGAGGACAAGCUGUUUCGCAGCAAGAGUGCAGACCUCGAGCUGGCCUCGAAGAAGGAGUGUGUUAAAAAGAUUCCCUCGGAAGGAUCAAUAUGUGAGACAAAAAUGGAGGCCGAGUUGUUCAGUCUGAGGAAGAGCAACGCCGAGCUUGUCGCAGCGCUCCAUGAAGCCAACAGCAGCAUUGAACAGUGGAAGAAUCAGCUUGCCGAGUAUCAGCAGGAGACGCACAGACUCCGAGACCAGGUAGCCGAGCUGGAAGAGCAAAGUGGACAUACUGCUUCAUGUGAGAACAGGACCGAGGAUCUCUUCCAGUCUGUAGAAGAUAUGGAGGCACUUCUAAAGGCAAAAGAUGAAGAAAUUAACAAGCUACAGGGCAGGAAAUCAGAUUUCCAGGAUUUGGAGGAGGAGAGGGAGGAGAUUAAUAAAAGAAUGCAGGAGCUGGAACAGAGGAACUUUGAACUGGAACAGCAAGUGCAGAAAGCGGAGCAGAAUUUGGCCUCUUCGUUGGAAGCACGGCAGCAGGCGGAGAGUGAAGUGCGGAAAGUCAUCGAAGUGCUGGACGUCAAGAUUUUUGAUCUGAACAGCUUGAGACAGAGCCUGGCCAACUUUCUAGAUAAAUAGCGACCAUCACCUCAAGCAUCAGACUGCUGAAUCAUACAGUCUCUUCACGCCUGGAUAGAUCAACAGCCCCCGUGACUUAUUUUUCCCCAUAAAACAGCACAUGAGGAUAUACAAAACCGGACUGAAAAGUGAAGUGAAAGAUCCGCGCUAUGUACAAUAAUAAUCCUACGAGGUACUGGAGAGACGAGUGUGUCGCAGGCUGUGAGAGUCCGCUAAAAGAUUCCUGUGUUUCUCUGAUCUGAGAUUGUUUCUUGAGAGCUUCAUGUACAUGCGCACACAGGCUGGUCUUUGUCAUUUCAGAGCACAGUGUAAUUAAUGGUAGAUCACAACUUGGGAGUUAAAACUGGGAUUAAACUAAAGGUCUAAAUUAGAUCUCUUCUUGUUAUAAUAUGUAAUAGUAUGUGCAUUGCUGAUAUGAUUUUUGUAUUAUAAACUAUUGAAUGAUUCAAUUGA
Molecule: messenger RNA, 1955 nt
Organism: Ictalurus furcatus (blue catfish)
Lineage: Eukaryota; Metazoa; Chordata; Actinopteri; Siluriformes; Ictaluridae
Gene: homer3b
Product: homer scaffold protein 3b
Exons: 10
Coding region: 426-1502 (358 amino acids)
Biological process (GO): regulation of store-operated calcium entry; G protein-coupled glutamate receptor signaling pathway
Cellular component (GO): plasma membrane; dendrite; postsynaptic density
Molecular function (GO): G protein-coupled glutamate receptor binding
Source: RefSeq, a predicted model, not a curated record